Molecule: messenger RNA, 1856 nt
Organism: Mytilus trossulus (common blue mussel)
Lineage: Eukaryota; Metazoa; Mollusca; Bivalvia; Mytilida; Mytilidae
Product: Na(+)/citrate cotransporter-like
Exons: 14
Coding region: 78-1856 (592 amino acids)
Biological process (GO): transmembrane transport
Cellular component (GO): membrane
Molecular function (GO): transmembrane transporter activity
Source: RefSeq, a predicted model, not a curated record
CCAUAAUUUACGUGUAUGUUGAUCUUGCAAUAUCUACUGUCUCUUUUUAUGUACGACCUGAUGCACUAUCAUAUACUAUGAAGAUUUCUAAGGAUAUUUCACGUGUAUUUAAUAUACUUGUUGUUGUUUUCACACCAGUCCUUUUGUUGCCGUUACCAUUAGUUGUUGGAACACAGGAAUCAAAAUGUGCUUACAUAGUGUUUAUAAUGGCAAUAUACUGGAUCACCGAAGCGUUGCCUAUUGCAGUGACGUCACUAUUGCCUAUAAUUCUGACACCAUUAGUUGGACUUGGGAGUGCAAAAGAAGUUUCUUCACAUUAUUUGAGUGAUACAUCCAUGUUAUUUCUUGGUGGACUCAUCAUUGCCGUAGCUAUUGAACAUUGGAAUAUACACAAACGAUUGGCCUUGGCUGUUCUAAUGCUUGUUGGAACUGAGACUCGUUGGUUGAUGCUUGGACUGAUGUUACCCACUUGGUUAUUAUCCAUGUGGAUCAGUAAUACAGCAACAACAGCCAUGAUGAUUCCUAUAACAAACGCCAUACUGGUACAGCUAAAGGAAGCAAACGUCCCCGACGAAGACAUUGCAACGGAAGUUUAUGAUAACGAUGCACUUAAGCUAGAAGAUAUAGAAGUUAAUGGUGUCAUCAAAGAAAAUGGUCAACCUACAAGUACCGAUAUAGAGAAAGCAGAUAAAACUUCAAAUUACAAGGCUGAUCCUGGAGACAACAUGAAUCAACAUGAAAGCAAAGAACAUCUCGAAAUAUGUAAAAUGAUGUCAAUCUGUAUAGCACAUGCCGCAAACUGUGGUGGCCUUGGGAGCUUGACCGGAACUGGUCCUAAUGUUGUUUUCAAAGGACAAAGUGAUAUCAUAUUUGAGAAAUACGGAGGAGAAUCGCCGGUUACCUUUUCCUCGUGGUUUGCAUUUGGUUUACCAAUAUCUGCUAUCAUGUUACUGUUAUCUUGGCUAUGGCUUCAGUUUUACUUCUUAGGAAAAGGUUGUUUGCAGUUCUGUUCCGGAAAUGCGGAGUCUAGGUCAAGAAUCAAGUCGCUUUUGAGAAAAGAAUAUGCCAGUCUAGGUCCAAUAGACUUUGCCCAAGCCGCCGUAAUUGGUCACUUUGUUCUCCUGGCAUUAUUGUGGAUAACAAUAGAUAUAGGGGAUGGAGGUGGAUGGCAUAAUAUAUUUCCACCAAAAACAGUUUCAAACUCUACACCAGCUAUAUUGUUAUCCUGUAGUUUGUUUAUAUUUCCAUCUAGAAUCAGAAAGUUUUCCGAAAAAGGACCUAUACCUCCUCUGCUUACGUGGAAGAUAGUAGAGAAGAAGUUACCAUGGGGUGUGGUUAUAUUGUUAGGCGGAGGAUUUGCUCUUGCUUUCGUUAGUCAGGAAUAUGGGUUAUCCAAAUGGCUAGGAACGCAAUUGGCUGUGUUAAAACCCCUUGACCCAUGGAUUGUGAAUAUGAUAUUGUGUAUUAUCGUAGCGGCAGCGACAGAGGUCACAAGCAAUGUUGCAAUGUGCACACUCCUGAUGCCGAUUUUGGCUGAACUAUCUUUACAACUAGAAGUUAAUCCUCUGUACUUCAUGUUUCCGGCAGCCAUUGCGACAUCGUUUGCUUUUAUGUUACCCGUGGCAACACCGCCAAAUGCUGUGGUGUUUGCCUAUGGAUACCUGAAAGUUAUAGACAUGGUUAAAGUUGGUUUUUUGAUGAAUAUACUUGGAAUAGUUGUACUGGUUAUAGGAACGGAAACGUGGGGAGAAGCUGUGUUUGGUUUCCAUAAUCAACCAGAUAUCUUUAAGCAUGGACUAAAUAACACUGACAUUGUAAAUAACACUUGCAUCUGUAACGGAAGUCUACUUUUGUAA